UCUGGUUCUCGGCGAUAUUAGAAUGGAGGCUAUGUACGUAGGUCAGAGACGGUCGUAUGCUGGGGAUCUGUGUACCGUUCGCUACGUGGGUACUGUUGAAGGCACCUCUGGGGAGUGGCUAGGCGUCGAAUGGGAUGACCCGACUCGAGGGAAGCAUUCGGGAGAGCAUCGUGGGGUGAAAUAUUUCACUUGCAAAAGCAAACACCCUACAGCGGGGUCAUUCGUUCGUCCGUCUCGUCCGGCAGAUAAACCUCGAGGAUUCAUCGAGGCGCUGCGCGAGAAGUACGCAUCUGAGUUCCUCGAGCAAGAAGUUGUCAGGCAAGGACAGCGAAAUGACGCUACGGGCGAUGCUCUGCACAAGCCCAUUGAGAUCAGCGGCAAGGUUGUUGAGGAAGUUGGCUUCGACAAGAUCCGGAAGCAGCUUGCUAGGCUCCAGGAGCUGAAGAUCGUGCUUCUUGAUGGAUUGCAAGUUGCGGGUGUGCUGGGGCAUCAUGCAUCAGCUGAAGAGUCCGAGUCUACAUAUGCUGAGAUUGAGCAGACCUGUCCACAGAUCACGGAACUCGAUCUGAGCCGGAACUUGUUGACGACUUGGAGUGGUGUAGCUCGGAUUUGUGAGCGGUUGAAGUUCCUUAAGGGACUGAAGCUGAUAGGAAACCGACUCGGUUCUCUCGAGGAGGGUUUGAAGUUCGAGGGCAUCACGACACUGCACAUCGACGAGACCCUUCUAUCAUGGGAAGAGAUAUCAGCAUUGACCUAUCAGUUCCCCGUCCUCAACACACUUUCCGCUUCAGCAAACCAACUCUCAAUCCUCACAACCCCCCUUUCCAACACCAUCACCCGCCUUACCCUAGAGAACAACGACAUCACCUCCCUAUCCUCCAUCAAAUCACUCGCCUCGCUCUCAAGACUAGAGCACCUCUCCCUCCGCGGAAACAACAUCUCCACUAUCCACGACCCCAACAACACCUCAGACACAGCUCUCCAAUUCCCGCAAAGCCUCCACUCCCUCGACCUAUCCCGCAACAAGAUCACCACAUGGGACUUCAUUAACUACCUCCCUACUCUAUUCCCAGGCCUAGACACCCUCCGCAUAUCCGGCAAUCCACUAUACGACCAGCCGGUCGGCCCAUCGCACAUCACAGGCGUGCCCGAGAAACCCAUGACAGUCGACGAAGCGUACAUGCUAACCCUAUCCCGCAUCGGCUCUCUACAGAUGCUCAACUACGGCAAAAUCACCCCCAAGGACCGCAAUAACGGAGAACUAUACUAUCUCUCCCUCAUCGGAAAGGAGCUAUCCGCUUCGCCAGAGACAGCAGAAGCAAGCAUCCUUGCUAAGCACCCUAGAUACAAAGAGCUGUGCGAGCUGUAUGGUCAACCUGAUAUCAGAAGGGCCGAGUCAGGGGCUAGUGGUGCUGCUGUGAACCCGCGGUCUGUUGCUGCAAGGCUGGUAAAGUUGGUGUUUUGUCUAUCUCAGACCGAGGAUGUCGGGUCAGAGGGAGUUGUCACUAAGGUUAAAGAGGUUCCUCGGUCGUUCGAUACAUACCAACUCAAGGCUAUUGUUUCUCGACUUUUUGGGCUACGGCCUUAUAGCUUUAGAUUGGUCUGGGAGACCGAUGAGUUGGACCCAGUGAGCAAGGAGAAGAUGGAGGAUGAUGAGGGUUGGGAUAGUGAAGAUGAUGGGGAGGGAGGUGUUGAUGGUGCUAAAGAGCCGGGGUUCGUUAAACGCGAGGUAGAGCUCGUGGAUACUACGAAGGAUAUUGGGUUCUGGUUUCAGUCGGAUAUGGCUGAGGUGAGGAUUCGGGUGGAAGUUGUGGCUUGAUGAUAUGGUAUGGAUAGAGAUGUU
Messenger RNA from Aspergillus eucalypticola CBS 122712, 1843 nucleotides. RefSeq names its product putative tubulin-specific chaperone. The record is from RefSeq and is a predicted model, not a curated record. Gene Ontology annotation, molecular function: protein binding. The coding region runs from base 23 to 1819 and encodes 598 amino acids. The transcript has 3 exons. Lineage: Eukaryota; Fungi; Ascomycota; Eurotiomycetes; Eurotiales; Aspergillaceae.